AUGGUGAAAGCGACCCUCGGGCCUGCGGUAGCCGCCGUAGCAACACUCCAGCACAACAGAGAUGAUUGGAAAGCGUUGACCAAUAUGCUCUCGUCUCUGUAUUGUGCUGGCAUUGAUCUUCGCUGGCACGAGUGUCACCGGGACUUUGCGGCGGCUCACAAAGUCUUGGAGCUGCCGGCAUACAAAUGGAACCUCAAGGAUUACUGGAUGCAAUAUAUCCAUAACUGGUCCUUGCGCAAGGGUGACCCGCCUCUCGUCGGCCCGUCGGUUGCACCGCUCGCAUCUACGACAAUUCACAAUGUGGUGGAGGAGAACAUGGAUGCCAUCACCGUGGAGUCAGAUAUGGCACGGGCUGAUUUCAAUCCUCUGGUACAAGACCAUGAGGUAGAUGGGGUUCCACUGUGUACACCGUCUGUCUACGCCGAUAUCGCGCUUACCGUUGGCAAAUAUCUGCUCCAGCGCUAUCACCCUGAGAUGGAAGACUGCCUGAUUGAUGUUUCGAACAUGACUGUCAUGAAGGCCCUCAUUGCAAAACUGGAGGGCCCCCAACCACUGCGCACAUUUGUGACGGUGGACUGGGCAGCUAAGAGAGCGAAGGGCCGGUUCUGUUCUUUUGACAAUAAGGGUCAGGCAACUGUGGAGCAUGCCAACUGCGAGAUCUACUUCACCGAUAGAUCUCGACUGGAGCAGCUGGAACAAACCGCUUACGAGAAAAAGGCACGGAUGGCGAGUAUGCGCAAGGACCUGGAGAAUGGCCCGACACAACGGUUACGUCUAGGACAGUGGCUAGGACCGAUCAACCUACCUACCAGUCGGAGUUGGGUAAUAUUACCACGCCUUCCUACCGCCGAAACGCCGGGAGAAUACCGAAAGGCCAGAAGAACUGAGUUCGAAGUUGUCAUGGAUAGCAACACUUUCGAGUGCGCCAGUCGGGUGAGUUUCAAGGGCGUUGAGACCCAGGGCACAUUCCACACCCACCCAGCUUACCUGGACGGUCUCACCCAAGCUGGUGGUUUUGUCAUGAACUGCAACCACAAUAAUGAUCUAGAUGUGGAAGUCUUCGUCGAUCAUGGAUGGGAGUCCUUGCAGGUCUAUGAGACUCUCAGUAAAGAACAGACCUAUUCAACCUUCUGUCAAAUGUCCGAGAGGGAUCAAAGAAAAUAUCAAGGGGACGUGACAGUAUUCGAUGAAAGCUGGAGGGUUCUCGCCAGCUACAAAGGUAUUGUGUUCCAAGGCGUUCCACGAAGGGUCCUCCGCUUCUUCUUGACCGUCGAAGGGGUCAAACCACCUCGUUGUCAGCCGCAACAGAAGGGAAACGCAGAACCAGCACGGUCCGCAGUAACAGUAUCCAAGCCUUCCAUGCCCUCGGUCCCCGCUGCCAGCACCAAGACCACAAGAGUCAAUGGCCCAGCCCCUGCCACCCGGUCAAAGCAUUCACUUGCUGAACCGGCUUUGAAGAUCAUCUCAGAAGAAAGCGGUGUCUCCCUGAGUGAUCUGACAGACGAUUCCGUUUUCUCUGACAUUGGGAUCGAUUCCCUUCUCUCCUUGGUCAUCACUAGCCGGUUCCGUGAGGAACUCAAUCUGGACAUAGAGUUUGAUGAUAUCUUUACCAGGUACACGUCCGUGAAGGAACUGAACAGCUUCCUCAGACAAUACGGCGGGGCGGAAGGACCAGCCCCUUCAGACAGCCUAUUUGAGCAGCCUCGUACCGUCAGGGAUGCGGUGCCCGAGACCCUUCGGCAAGCAUCUGAGUUUUCCGCCACGCAGCCCGUCGCCAUUCCCAGCCUGUACGUCGGCGCAGCCUUUGAUGCCGCCCUUGGUAUCAUCUCUGAAGAAAGCGGUAUGGCAGUCUCGCAGUUGACGGAUGACUGCGUAUUUUCCGACAUUGGCAUUGACUCGCUUUUGUCCCUUGUCAUCAUCAGCCGCUUUCGUGAGGAGCUGGACCUAGACAUCGACAUGGACUCCAUCUUUACCGACUAUCCGACGGAUGCCGCUGACCUGAAGGAGGAACAAGCUGCCGUGCUGGCAGCGACCUCCGUGCUCUUGCAGGGAAUUCCCAAGUUCGCCGAAAAGAUCUUGUUUCUUUUCCCCGACGGCGCUGGUUCGGCAACGUCAUACUCUGGAAUCCCACGGCUGGGGUCGAAUGUGGCGGUGAUCGGCCUCAACUCUCCCUACUACAAGAUCCCGGAGCUCUUCAAGUGCACACUGGACGCCCUUAUCGACACCUACAUCAAUGAGGUCCGCCGCCGCCAACCCAAAGGGCCGUACCACCUCGGGGAAGCGGUGCAAAAUCUCCUGCUGAUCGAUUCACCCGUGCCCAAAGGACUUGACAAGCUUCCCCAGCAUUUCUACGACUACUGCAACAAGCUGCAACUGUUUGGUCAGCCGACCACCUCAGGGUCUGAGCGCGCAGCCGCCAAAGCUCCAGCGUGGCUGGUCCCCCAUUUCAAUGCCACCAUCGACACGCUGCACGAGUACUUCGCUACGCCUCUUCCAGUCGGUAAGACUCCGCGCACGUCGAUCAUCUGGGCGUGUGAGAGUGUCAUGGACGGUAAGAAUAUCCCAAAAAUGCUUCCGCAUCCGGAUGAUACCGAAAGCAUGAAGUUCUUGACGGAGGCUCGCACCGACUUUUCUGCCAGCGGAUGGGAGGGUUUGUUUCCCGGUGGCACAAUCAUCUUAGAUCGAACGGAGGGGACAAACCAUUUCUCGAUGAUAAGAGGAGAACACGGGGCUAAGUUGGCGGAGUUCAUCGCCCAGGCUCUGGCAUGA
Molecule: messenger RNA, 2769 nt
Organism: Aspergillus tanneri
Lineage: Eukaryota; Fungi; Ascomycota; Eurotiomycetes; Eurotiales; Aspergillaceae
Exons: 8
Coding region: 1-2769 (922 amino acids)
Biological process (GO): secondary metabolite biosynthetic process; fatty acid biosynthetic process
Molecular function (GO): phosphopantetheine binding; fatty acid synthase activity
Source: RefSeq, a predicted model, not a curated record